GCUUCCCAGAGCUGUCAGUCACUCGUGUCCCUCCCCAGCUCACUUCCCCAUCCAGCAUAUAAAGGCGGGGAGCAGGGGGGCAGCAUGGUGUGGUGCCUGGUUCCUUCUUGCUGGUUAUCUGCUUACCUUCAACAGGGGGGAAAAAGCUGCGAUGGCCUCUGCUAUGCCUGAUAAAGAGGAUGCUGUGAAGAGCUCCCCAGAGAUGAAGGAAGAGGAGCAACAGGAUGCAGUAAAUCAGAUGGCUAACCUGACCUUUGUCAGCUCUGCCUGUGACAUGGUUUCUACCGCUUAUGCCUCCACUAAGGAGAGCCACCCCUACAUCAGGUCUGUCUGUGAUGCAGCAGAGAAAGGAGUGAAGAGCAUGACUGAAGCCACAGCCAGCUGUGUGCAGCCACUUCUGACUACACUGGAGCCUCAAGGUAACUCCCUGGGGAAAAGGAGGUCUGCAGCUGCUUCUGAAGGUCUCUCUCUCCUUCCAGCUCUGAAAGGAGCCCUAGGGUGUGGGAAUGCACCUCUCCUCCAUGUUGCUGCAGCAAAUGAGUAUGCCUCCAAAGGUUUGGAUAAACUAGGGGAAAAGGUCCCACUCCUUCAAAAGCCAGUGGACCAGGUUAUCUCUGAAACAAAAGAGCUGGUGUCAUCCACAGUGGCAGAGGCAAAGGAUGCUGUGAGCAGCAGAGUGACAGAGGUGAUAGAUGCAACUAAGGGCGCUAUUCACAGCAGUGUGGAAGCUGCCAGAUCUGCAGUAACCAGCAGUGUGGGGAUGGUCAUGGACUCCAGAGUGGGCCAGAUGGCUGUGAGCAGAGCAGAAGCUGUGCUGUGGAGAACAGAAGAAGACAACUCUCUCCCCAUUGGAAAUGAGGAAUUAGCCAAACUGGCAGCAUCUGAGGAGGAUGCAGGUAUAAUGUCUGUGGAGCAGCAGCAGGAGACGAGGAGGUACUUUGUGCGGUUGGGCUCUCUCUCUGAUGAACUUCGCCAGUUUGCCUACCUGCACUCUUCAGAUAAAAUGAAGCGGAUCUGGCAGGGCAUGCAGGAGGCUCUUGGACAGCUUCACUCCAUCAUUGAACUGAUUGAGGUGUUUAAGCAAGGCUUUAAUAAAAAGCUUCAGGAAGGGCAGGAGAAACUGUGCCAGAUGUGGCUGGACUGGACUAGGAAGCUUCCUGAAGACAGCAGAUCUGCCAGCUCUGCAGAGCCAGAGGAGAUGGAGUCUCUGGCCCUGCUGAUGGCACGCAGCAUCACGCAGCAGCUGCAAAUCACCUGUUGUAAAAUUGUGUCUGCAAUCCGAGGCCUUCCCUCAAGCCUUCAGGAUAAGGUGAAACAAUCCCUUAAUACCAUAGAAGAGCUUCGUGCUUUUUUCUCAGCAGCGAAUUCCUUCCAGGACUUGUCCAGCAGUGUCUUGGCCCAGAGCCAGGGGAAGCUGGCUGUGAUCCAGGAGUACAUGGAGGAGCUGCUGGACUACCUGAAGGACAACCGGCCUCCGUCCUGGCUGGUGGGACCCUUCUCUCCUCAGGAGGAGGAAACUCUGCAGGAGGAGGCCUUGCAGGAGGAAGCAGGGGCUCAUGAAGCUCCUGCCUCCUCCCUGUGAAAGGCAAGGCCCUGAGCGCAGGCCUGGGAGCUUGGACUUUGAUAGCUUUACCCUACUUCCCAGCUGAAGGUGGAGCUGUCACACUGAAUAAUCAUUGGGUAAUAAAUUUCAGGGGGUAAUGGAGGUUAGUAGGACUGCUCCUUGGUGCUGGUGGCUGAGCAUUGGCUCAAGAUACAGACCUGAAGGUCUCCAGUGCCCCCACCUCCCUAGCAAGCUGUCUAAGGCAUGGCCUUCCAUGGUGUAUCCAUGUAAUGCCUGUACUCACGCGAUAUCUGCUGUUGGUCCUAAUCCUUCAACACAGUAUGCAAUGUAAAGAACUCUUCCUAGAAGCUGUAUGUAUAUGACCUAGCAUAACUGUUUAAAAUAAAACUACUGCAUGCAAAAAUG
Anas platyrhynchos (mallard) is the source of this 1969-nucleotide messenger RNA. RefSeq names its product perilipin-3. Gene Ontology annotation, cellular component: lipid droplet; cytosol. The record is from RefSeq and is a predicted model, not a curated record. Lineage: Eukaryota; Metazoa; Chordata; Aves; Anseriformes; Anatidae. Gene Ontology annotation, biological process: lipid storage; positive regulation of triglyceride storage.